AUGCUCUCAUCGCAAUCUGUCUGCUCGGUCUUGCUAGCCUUGGGCGUCCUCUUGGAUAGAGCUCACGGAAAGAAAGUUAUCGCCUAUCGGACUGUUGCCAAGGAGGAAGCCGCGUAUAUCAAUGAACAUCACAAGCCUCACAGAGACAAAAUAUACGACGAACGACGCGACAGAAACUUUAAAAGACAGCUGGGAAAUGGGUUCUACACAGUGAACAAGCCCGGUAACUGGGAUGGCGUUGGUGAUGAGUGGUACUGCGUGAUCGAAGCGGACGACGACAAGAUGGAAGAGGUCGGCAAAGUCUGGGUCCCGAAAACCACCCCUGGGGACGGCGGCCGGCCAAAGCACUUGUGGGACGACGAAGACGCGAUCCUGGAGUAUAUCGGAACUCUGAUGCCAGACCCGGAGAAAGCAUUGCGCUUUUCGUAUAUCGUACCCCUUCCGAAGCUGCAGAUGGUCAUUCCAACUGAGAUGAUCAACAGCGACGAGUUGGAUUUCUCGGCUGAAUGCUGGCAGACACAGGCGGAGCUGGAGGCAUAUUCGAGCGAAACUGUGGAUUGGACGAGCUGGAAGAUUGCGGGCGAAGAUCCUGGACCGCCCCCGGAAGAGCUUAGUCUGAGCCAAAAGCUUGAAAUGAUACGUAUUUUAGAAGCGAUGCAAGGGAAGAACUGA
Messenger RNA from Drepanopeziza brunnea f. sp. 'multigermtubi' MB_m1, 672 nucleotides. RefSeq lists its product as uncharacterized. NCBI's taxonomy places the organism in Eukaryota, Fungi, Ascomycota, Leotiomycetes, Helotiales, Drepanopezizaceae. The record is from RefSeq and is a predicted model, not a curated record.